CUCAAUUAGAAUAAUUAAUCAUAUAUAACCAUGGCCAUUAUUACCCACAUUAAUUCAUGGAUUCAAAUAAUGACCAUUGCAUUCCUUAUGCUAAUCCACAAUGUGAAUUCAGCAUCAUUCACAUUCCCAAACUUUUGGUCACCCACAAAGGACAUUGUCUUCGAGGGUGAUGCCGAUUACUCAAACGGCGGUUUAACUCUCACAAAGAUUGUAAACAGUGCUCCCAUUGGCAACAGUGCCGGCCGAGCCUCCUAUUCUUCCCCCGUGCGCCUCUGGGACGCCAACACCGGCAACCUCGCCGCUUUCACCACCACCUUCUCCUUCACCGUGGAACCAUUCCUCUAUAAACCCUUCGGUGAUGGCAUCGCCUUCUUCAUUGCGCCCUUCGUAUCAGAGCUGCCCAAAAAUUCAAGUGGCGGAUACCUAGGGCUCUUUAACGCCGACACUGCUUUGAAUUCCUACAAAAAUCAAAUAGUUGGUGUUGAGUUUGAUUCGUUUAGCAAUGCAUGGGACCCUAACACUGCUCAUAUUGGGAUUGAUGUGAAUUCCAUUGCUUCAGUAACAACAACGCCAUGGCAACCGGGGAAUGUUGCAUCUGCCACAAUUGAUUAUGAGCCUGUAAGCACAAACUUAAGCGUUUCUGUGAGAUAUUUGAAUGGGAGUUCGAGUAGUAUUUCGUUUGUGAUUGAUUUGAGGACUGUGCUGCCUGAAUGGGUUAAGGUUGGAUUCUCUGGUUCAACUGGACAAGUUGUUGAAGUACACAGGAUUCUUUCCUGGUCUUUCAAUUCAACUUUCUACUAGCUGCCUUUGAAGCAUCAUCUUUUCUAUCUUUUGUUAUUAUUGUUUGUGGUCUUUAUUUAUGUCUUCACUAUCAUUCAAUGUUGAAAGUAAGUCUAUUAAACUUGGCAUUUCUACUUCUAUCAAAUUGAAUGACAUUGCUGUAAUGCCCUGAA
Messenger RNA from Arachis ipaensis, 953 nucleotides. Its product is annotated as lectin 7-like. The record is from RefSeq and is a predicted model, not a curated record. NCBI's taxonomy places the organism in Eukaryota, Viridiplantae, Streptophyta, Magnoliopsida, Fabales, Fabaceae. Gene Ontology annotation, molecular function: carbohydrate binding.